Molecule: messenger RNA, 1474 nt
Organism: Tuber aestivum (summer truffle)
Lineage: Eukaryota; Fungi; Ascomycota; Pezizomycetes; Pezizales; Tuberaceae
Source: the annotation of a GenBank genome assembly
UACGGGGUAUCCGUACCUACUGGUUUAGAGGGAUCAAAAUGGUUUUGUUUUGGCCAUUCAGCAGAGUGAGUUUUCUUCCUUCAUGGAGCACUUUUGCUCUCAGGUAUGAUACCUGGGUGAUUUCUUACGGAGUGCUGAUGAAGAAGAAAAUGAUUAUUGAGAUUUCUAGGGAGACGACAACUCCCCUGAUUCGUUCGAGCGCAUCCUUUCGAAAUUGGCCAGCCAAAUCCAGACCCAAACAACAAAGCUAGCCGGCCUCCGUCAGCGCUCUCGCCGUUACAAAGCCCUAUUCACUCUGUAUACAGUGAUAGGGUACAUUCUCUACGUUGUGGUCAUAGUCUUAGUAGUGGGCUGGAAGGAUGCGGGGCCGGUGGAACUUUCGGGAGUGACAGGUGGACCGGUUUGGUACUGCGCUUUACCCUGCUCUACCGGAAACUGUACUAACUCACUUCUUUGGGCAGUAUCUGGUCGGUAAGGAAGUUUUUCGAUCUUUACUAUAACUAUCGUAUCGGGAAUGCAGAGAAUGCUUUGGAAGAGCUGCAAACAAAGCAGAAUGAUACCAUCGAAAAGCUCAAGGCUGCCACCAAGUUCUCAACAACGCAGUCUAUCAUCGAAAAAUAUGGUGGGGGAUCUUCCUCUCCAGCAGACACGGAUAAGAAGCAAAAAAAGCCUGACACGCCCCAAGGAGGUUCCAUCAAUCAACAGUUACGCCAGCGCCCACAGAGUCGGUCAGGACCCCAAGGCCCACCGCAAGUUGCUGGCCCGACUGCGCCUCCAACACCCCAACAAAUCCAGCAGCAGACGAUCCAACAGCAGAUGAUGGCUCAACAACGUGCUGGAUUGCCUUCCCCGGCACAAAUGCAAUACCAAUUACACCACGGGGCUCGGCCAGGCAUGUCCGAAAUUUCGGGCCGACCAGGUCUGAGCGCCCCCCCCCCAUAACCCCCCGCAGCCCCAGCCUUCUUCCCAGCAACUGAACCAGCCUGAGGAAGCAACUGCCCCGAAAUGGUAUGACCGUCUCUUAGAUGUGAUAGUCGGGGAAGAUGAGACUGGUGCAAAAAACCAGUAUGCCUUAAUUUGCAAGAAUUGCCGCAUAGUGAACGGCCUUGCUCCUCCAGGAACCACGAGUCUGGAGGAUAUGGAAUGUUGGGGGUGUGUAAGGUGUGGAACCUGGAAUGGUUGCCCGCCUGGCCAGAGAAGGUAUGCCGGGAGCGAAGGGGGGGCUCGCAGGCCCACUCCCGAUACCCAGGACGGCAGUGAGGCGAAGGGCAGAGGAGAAACCCGGAGCCCAUCACCCAACCCUGAAAACGCCAGCGCUACUGGGAACAAAGCCGGUAAGGAGCAGGAAAUACAAUCAAGCAGCGUCAAGGAGGAUGAUACUCUGGAAAAGGAGGUCAAGCCGGAGAAGGAUUCAAGCGAUGAAGGAACCCCCGAAGCUUCCCAACCAAAGACCAAAAGAGGGAGGGCGAGGAAG